GUCGGCAGAUGGCGGAUGCAGUGGACGCCCUCCGUCAGUCGCGCAUAGACAACUCACCGAGCGUAGUGUGCUUGCGAUUCUCUCAGCACCAUUUUGUGUACAUCUUUUCGAACGGGACAUUGUGUGUAUGUGCUCCGUGAAUAAUCGUGAACCACGACUAUCAGUUUUGAACAGUGUUCAGUGUUUCACUUUCGACAUGCCCGUCGAGGGAUCGAUGCGAUAUCUCGGGCGCCCGUAGAAACCGCGCCUCCGUCAUGAGCGAGUGAUCGUCGACGUAAAAAAAAGUUAACACAGGAAACAUGUCUGGGCGGACCGCCGACGCGGAUGCGAGCGAAGGGUUCCAGUUCGAAAUUCGAAUGCGGUCAUGUCAUCGCCUCUCGGAUUUCUCAUAAGUCACCGUCCAAUGUCAAAAUCGUGCACGUACCGCGAGCGCCGACCCUCCGGAUCGUGCGGAAAAUGCAAUCGUUGGUAGUUUGGUGGGCGGUGGUGUCGGCCGCCUGGGCGCUGGCGGGCGCGUGCUCGAGCUCCAUCUCCAAGCGGCCGGCCAGGCCCGCGCGUCCGCAGCGCCCGCACCCGCAGCCCCAGCCGCAGCCGCGGAUGAACGUCACCUUCCCCCUCUUCAAGUGCGAGCCCGACUACUCGGAGUACUACUGCCUCAACGGCGGCGUGUGCUUCACCGUGGUCAUAUCGGACAGCCCGAUCUAUAACUGCGAAUGCCGGAGCGGGUUCGUGGGCCAGCGCUGCGAGUUCAAGGACCUGGACGACUCGUACGUGCUGACGAGUCGGCAGCUGAUGAUGGAGACAGCGUCAAUCGCGGGCGGCGCGACCGUUGCUGUGUUCCUCGCCAUUCUAGUCUGCUUCGGCGCGUGGGUGCGGCUGCACCGGCGCGGCAAGACGCCGCCCUUCUCGGAGGAGCGCGGCCAGGUUCAGCUGGUGGCCGUGGCGGCGCCGCGCGGCAUCGUCGCGCUGUGCAAGGCGCCGCCCGCCCCGCCAGACCUGCCCCACUAGCUCUUCAUUUGUGGACAAUCGCUGGACAAUGCGUCCCUUGUUUAUAUUGUAUGUCGUGUACAUAUUAUAGAUAGAUUAUGUGUUAAGUUAUGUGGAGAGAACGGAAGAUAUAAGGAGAAAUUUAUGUGAUAAUUAUUUUACGAAGUUUAUAAUUUAUUCGGAAGUAAUUUCUUUUGUAUAUGCCUCUCGGAUUUGUUCCGCAGUGGGUUUCACAUUUCAUAAAGUUAGAAAUUUCAGUCUCCUUACCCCGGUGUUCGUUUUGUGGAUUGUAAUCUGUAUUAUUCUGUUCACGUUCAGUGUGUAUCGGAUGUGUGAGAUCGAACAACGACCAUGUACCUAAUGCUACUCGCUUCAAGUAGAGCUGUUAUAUGUUAUAUUGUUGUUUGCACUGUAUCUGCUGAUACAAAAGGUUGAGAUGCUGCUCUGCACCAGACAGAUCAGUUCCUAGUCUGACUCUUUUGAUAAUCAAAACAGUACAUACAGGAAUGGGUCCGUCUGGUGCAGAGAGAGGCGUGUGCUGCUGCACAUGCCCCAUGUUAUUGUUUGUUGAGAUAGCGGACAGUCCCAGUGACGUGCGCAGGGCUCCGCUGGCGCCCUCGCACGCUACGACGCUAUACUUAGAUAAUUGUCAAUCAAUGUUAAUUGUAUUUAUUAAUAUUCCAUUCUAUACAAAUAGAAUUUGUGAUGAAUUUAUUGUAGGCUUGUGCGAGGCAGCGAGUAGCGCAGUUGGUUCCUAUUGCCGUUCCGGGCCGAGGGCCCGCACAUUCCAUCUCGCGGAUAGAGUAUUUUACUGGUGUCAGUAUUAUUUUGUAAUACGAGUCUUAAGCCGGCAGCUUUAUUUUUUAAUUUAUACCUGUUAUCCCGCUGGGAUAGUGCUGUAUUAUAUUUGUUUAAAGGCUGAGUAUGUGCCGUCGAUGAGGAAGGCUUUUUUUGUAAAUAUAGCCCGUGUAGGUAUUUAUUAGAUAUUUAUGAUCGUUUAUUUAUUGACUGCUUUAUUUAGUUAAUCUCGAUGAUCAGUGCAUCCAAGGCGCCUAACUAAGCGGUUAACGGUUGUAUUUUCAUUUCACCCUGCUAAGCAUGGCCUCGCGUAAUGUAUAUUCAAUUGUAAUCUCAUUAUGAAUCUCCAUUAUGUCUAGUUUUUGUAAAAAUUGAAACAACAUUGGAUGGUGUAUAAAAUGUAGUCUCCUGGCCAGUGCCGGCCGCCGCGCGUGUGUCGCUGUGCUGUUGAUUGUCCGUAGUCCUAUUCGAUAAUUAUGUUGUUCAUCAUUCACGCCACUAGAGUUAAUGUUUCCUUAACUAAGUCCUCAACAUAGUCGCUACGUUGAAGAUCAUUGAUGUAUUAAAUCUCUACACAAUUGUAUGACAAUCAAAGGUACAGCACACGUAUAAGUCUGUAUGUUGCUCUCUGUCUUGUUAACUAUUUAUGUCGCGCGAGGGCAGGCACUGCAAGGUUACAAAAAAAAAUAGCAAAUUUGUUAAUAGGCUGUGAGAUCACAGAGCCGCGGCAGGGCGCGGCGGCUGGACGCUUGUUUUACCCUAGACCCGCGUACCAUUUCUAUGGCAGUUUCAUGUGUUUGACGUAUGUUGUGUUUCGUCCAGCCGCCACGCUCUGCCCCGCAAAAAGUAAUAAAUUGUACCGCCUCCGUGGAGCUGGUGCGGUCUCAGUAACGGUGGAGUGAAACGUGGAGUCCCAUGUACAUUGAUUCAUAUGAGAUGUUUAUAUGAACAUUCCAAAGUAUUUGUAAAAUAUUACCUACAACACUAAUAAUUUCGAAGUAUCUGUUAAGACGCUACUUGUUAAUUAUACAAUUUUCUAUUGAUCAUUUGUUAAAGAAAAUUAUAUGAAACUAAAUCCUUAA
Molecule: messenger RNA, 2867 nt
Organism: Spodoptera frugiperda (fall armyworm)
Lineage: Eukaryota; Metazoa; Arthropoda; Insecta; Lepidoptera; Noctuidae
Product: pro-epidermal growth factor
Exons: 1
Coding region: 325-1008 (227 amino acids)
Biological process (GO): epidermal growth factor receptor signaling pathway
Molecular function (GO): receptor ligand activity; epidermal growth factor receptor binding
Source: RefSeq, a predicted model, not a curated record